Messenger RNA from Brassica napus (rape), 527 nucleotides. Its product is annotated as precursor of CEP14. The transcript has a single exon. The record is from RefSeq and is a predicted model, not a curated record. Gene Ontology annotation, biological process: response to osmotic stress; cellular response to nitrogen starvation. Bases 142 to 462 code for a protein of 106 amino acids. NCBI's taxonomy places the organism in Eukaryota, Viridiplantae, Streptophyta, Magnoliopsida, Brassicales, Brassicaceae.
CAUCUAUUGACUAUAUAUAGAUACUACUUCAUGUUUUCAUAACAACCUUAAGCCUUCAUAUUUUUUUGAAUUCAUUUCUCUCCUUUUCUCUGUCUCUCUGAAUCUAAUAGAUUAUUUUCUCCACAAAGAUCAAAGCUUUUCAUGGCCGUUCGUAUAUUGACCAUCUGGCUUUUCAUAGUCUUCGCCAUCACCGUCGUGGUCUCGCCGUUGCCAGUUUCUUCAAGAAAGCUGUUGGAGAUGAAGAAACAAGAGAACUUGACCGUGAGAGAGGAAGAGAAGAAUCACAUGCCUCACGUGACCAAAACCACAACCCUAACUGCUCUGCCAAAGGGAAAAAUCCAAAACUCGACGCCGAGCAAAAAGGGUUACGCCGUCAUCUCCAACGUAAAGCACCGAUCUCGACAUCUCUCCACCGUUUACCGGCUUCUUCAGUCCGUUCCCAGUCCCGGCGUUGGCCAUUGAUAGUCUCCGUUAAGACUCCUACUUCAUUUUUGCUUUAAUUUUUUUUUUGGUCAAGUUAGUACAUU